AUGUUAGGAAGGGAAAAGGAAACAAAGCCGCUGAAGUGGCUGAAGAUUGAGAAUUCAGAGACUGAUGAAGAAGAUUCCGCAUUGGGGAGCAAUAUUUCUAGCGCGAGCUCGGAAAUUGGACAGCACGAUUAUGAAAACACGAAAAAGACGGUCUCUAGUUCCGCGAAUUCGAUCACCACCUCCAACAUGGUGAAGAUCGAGGUGCUCAAAGCUGCCAAGCCCGUCAAAAUUGACUUCUCCUCUCCAGCUUCUUCGGAGCAAUACGUCGUCAACAGUAUAAAGCGAUACACGCGCUUCAGGCAAAGGGAGAAGAAGAAAGCACAUGUCAGUUAUAAAGAUGCUCCCAGAAAACUAAGAGCUUCCGUGGUGCCAUCAAGUUCCUCCCGCUCCGUGUCUCCCACCGCCCGCUUGGCCAACCUUCCCAACAGUCGUCCGCAAAACAAGGCUCAAAAGCAACAACAGAUUUUCUUCAUUUCUCAAUCAUCAGCUGCAUUUUCAACUUCAAACAAGUCGUUUUCCGUUGCCGAUUUCAACAAAAUUCAAGAGCCCAAAAACAAGCUAGAACUGGUUCAAGAAUGGGUUCAGGAUCAAAAAACAUGUUCUUCAAUUUCUCACAGAACAGAAAGCGAGUUGGAUGUAGACACCCAAGGUCUGCGGAUGCGAAGCAACCUCUCCAAGUCAACUUCCGACAUUGCCGAAGCCAGCAAUUACGAAGACGCAACCCUUGUUUUCUCUCGUUUUCCAUCUUCGUCCGGCUCCAACUCCGCCUCCUCUGGAGCGGCUUCGAAAUCAGCUGCUCUUCCCAACCGAGCGCCCAAAACUGGAAGUUCUUCUGGCCCUGCUUCUCCUGAUCUGAAUAGCUGUGGAUCGCACUCGAGAAAAUUGAAGAAAAAUGUUUCGAUUCCGAUUGAUUUGAGAUGCCCUGUUUGCUUAGAUUUGUAUGCGAAACCGCUGUUUUUGCCGUGCGGGCAUACUUUUUGUAAAGGCUGCAUCAAGCGCGUUGUAGAUGCUUCUGAAGAACAGCAAAAGCGACUGUAUCAGUUUUUCUGUCCGACUUGUAGAAACAUCAUCGAAUACGGCGAAGGAGGAAUCGACUUGCUCCAGAAAAACAUGAAAAUGGCUCAAGCAAUCACAAAGUACGAAUUCCACGGCGGUAUCAAACGAAGAGUCUCAAGCUAUCAGACCGAGGUUACGGCUGCUCCUCUCAAGUCCAAACCAGCGCUGGAAGCCAAGGCUAGCGAGUUGCAAAAUGCGAUUACAAGAAUUGAGCGCUCCCGAGCGGCUAUUGCGGCGAAGAAGAAGGAUGUUAUCACUAGAAUAGAAAAAGACUGCGCGCAAAUGAUACAAAUGAUCACAAAACGGAAGGAUAAAAUGGUCGAAUCUGCCGAGAAAAAGUUCGAAAAGCCGGAGCAAAAGAAAGCUGAUCAACUUCAAGUCACGAAAAAAGCUCUAGAAGAAGUGAAACAAGACCUAAAAGCGUUCUCACCCCCUUCUCCUGCGCCUACUCCAGCUCCUGUAGCCCCUGUAGCUCCUGUAGUCGCCCCGAAAAAGACAGUGAGCAAUCAGCCGCGAAAAAAUACUUCGCCAAGCACGAAAUCCGCCUCGAAAUUUCUUCAAAAGCUAAAGAGCAAAGUCCCGCUGAUCACCGUCUGA
Messenger RNA from Oikopleura dioica, 1653 nucleotides. Lineage: Eukaryota; Metazoa; Chordata; Appendicularia; Copelata; Oikopleuridae. The record is from the annotation of a GenBank genome assembly.